UUAAAAUUACUGAACUUAAAGAGAAGUAUGCUAAGGUUAAGGCUGAAAAGGCUGAACUUGAGAUUAUGAAAAAAAACAGCAAACAUAAAGCUGAUCAUACAAAACUUAAAGAAGAUACUACUAAUCUCAAGACCAAAAACACUGAGCUUGAAGUUGAAAUAGUGAAAUUAAGAUAUGAUAUUGAGAAAAUCAAAAAAAAAGGUCAAAUCAUUACUAAUAUACAAAAUGCAUUUUCUACAGAAGAGAUUUUGUUUACUUUAUCUGAUGCUUCAAAUUCUAAUGAAUUUAAUAAUGUUCCAAAUUCUGAUGUAUUCGAUAACACUUACAUGUCUAAUAUUAAAUCUAAUAUCUCUCCCGAGCAAAAAAAAGAGCAAGAUUUAAUACAAGAGAUAUUAAUUUUCAUUAAUCAGAAUAAUAUAACUGAAAUUUCACAGAACAAUAUUCGUCAAAAUCAUGUGAUUGAAAUUUUUCAGAACAAUGUUCAUCAAAAUUAUGUGACUGAAAUUGUUUCAGACCAAGAUAUUAUUUAUUUAUACCAAAAUGCAUGUGAUGUAGAAAAAGAUACUAUCAAAGCUAAUCAAAAAGAAAUAUUAU
Ambispora gerdemannii is the source of this 594-nucleotide messenger RNA. Lineage: Eukaryota; Fungi; Glomeromycota; Glomeromycetes; Archaeosporales; Ambisporaceae. The record is from the annotation of a GenBank genome assembly.